GAGCGGAUGCUCAGGGAGCAGGUUGCCAUCAUCAUGAAGGAUUGGCAGAGUGCCAGCGCAGGCGCUUGCCAUCAGCAGCUCGGGCUCUUGAUGAACAACCUGAUGUUUGCAUGCGAGUCCUCGCGUCCGAAGGCCGACUGGCUUCUCGACUACUCCGACCCGGUCCUCCCGGACAAGACCUGUGCCGAGAGUGUCAGCGACAUUUUCGCCUUGGGAAACGAACUGGUGGAAACCCUCCGCGUCUCGAGAGAUGCUGUGGCCUCCUUCGAUGUGGACAGCAAGACGCUCCGUCGAUAUCAAGCACUGUCCUUUCUGAGAAGCUGGCUAGUGGACCUGACCAAGACUCUUCAGCAUGCGCUGCUUUGGGCUGGCUUCUGGGACGGUGAUCCCGAGAACCGGACCACACAGACAGCGCUCUCCAACUUUGCCAAGGAAAUUGAGCACGCGCCCUUGCACCCCAACACCUUCUUGGGACGAGCCAUUGAAGCGAGCCAGGACCUCAGCGCCUGCUACGAAGAUGCCCAGACCAGAGAACUGGCAGCAAACAUGUGGUCAAUCGCAAGCAUGAGCUUCGUGCUCGGGAUGCGCGACCGGGCACAAGGAACGGUCAUCGCACUGGUCAACAAGCAGGUCACAGGGGAGCGGAACUUGUCGCAGUCCGUGCUGUCCACGCAUGAAAUCCCGACAGUGGGGCUCGCAGCCUGGGGGCUCGGGUUCUGGUCUCCGAAAGUGAUGGUUGUGGACCUCAUGGGCACAUGCGACAAGACCAGCUCAGCGCUGCAGAAGCGGCUUCUCGCCCGCCUGCCCUCUUGGGCCAAGUCAAUGACGAACUGGAGCCCGGAAGCCUUCGCAACGAGGUCGCGGCUCCGCUGGCAGUGCAUCGACUGCUCGGGGGAUUGCAGUCUGGACAAUGCCUUGGCAAAACACGUGGAGACGCAGGUCAAGGCCAAGGAGGAGCAAGACCGGAAGGACCAGGAGCUCCGCCAG
Molecule: messenger RNA, 987 nt
Organism: Symbiodinium necroappetens
Lineage: Eukaryota; Dinophyceae; Suessiales; Symbiodiniaceae
Source: the annotation of a GenBank genome assembly